This is a messenger RNA of Trichobilharzia szidati, 1622 nucleotides long. NCBI's taxonomy places the organism in Eukaryota, Metazoa, Platyhelminthes, Trematoda, Strigeidida, Schistosomatidae. The record is from the annotation of a GenBank genome assembly.
GGAGUUUGAUCGAUUCUGCCGGUCAAGGUUAUGGAUUGGAACUGGUAGUUUUGCAAUGACUAUUCGGAAUCUAGCUGCUGCUAUUUUGGGGAAGAAAACAGGCCUAGUGCCGAUUGUUAAAAUUACUCGAGACUUCCACUUGAAUAUUCCAUCGUAUGCAACUCAGAAGAAAACUGUUACUCUUAUACCUGGUGAUGGUGUUUGGCCGGAACUAGUUGCUUGCGUUAAAUCUGUUUUCAAAGAGUUCAGUGUUCCUGUAGAAUUCGAAGAAGUUAAUUUAAGCUUUUCUGACUCAGAUCCGGAUAGUGCUCUCAAUAAUGUUGUUCAUUCUAUCGCUAAAAAUAAAGUCAGUUUAAAAGGAGUUGUUCGUACACCAAUUGAAACUCAGGGAAUUAGUGCACUUAACUUGAGGAUGAGACGAGCUUUGGAUCUCUAUGCCAAUGUUGUUCAUAUUCGCACGUUAAAUGGGAUUCCAAGCCGUCAUCACAAUCUUGAUUUCGUUAUAAUACGAGAACAGAUAGAAGGGGAGUAUUCAUCGCUUGAACAUGAGUCUGUUAAGGGAGUGGUUGAAUCAUUGAAAAUUAUAACACGGCAAAAUUCUGAACGAAUUGCGAAAUUCGCAUUUGAUUAUGCUGUUCGCAAUAAACGUAGAAAAGUGACUGUUGUUCACAAAGCUAACAUUAUGAAAUUAAGCGAUGGAUUAUUCCUUGAAACUUGUCAGAAUAUAGCUAGAAUGUAUCCACAUAUUCAGUUUAAUUCCAUGAUUAUAGACAAUUGUUGUAUGCAGCUAGUGAGUAAUCCUCAACAGUUUGACGUUAUGGUUAUGCCUAAUCUGUAUGGUAAUAUAGUUGAUAAUCUUGCUGCUGGCCUAGUUGGCGGUGCUGGUGUUGUACCUGGUGUAUGCUACAGUCAUGAGGUUGCAGUUUUUGAACCAGGCACUCGACAUUCAUUCUCAUGGGCAUCUGGCAAGAAUAUAGCCAAUCCAACAGCUAUUUUACUAGCUAGUUCCAACCUACUGCGUCAUAUCAAUCUGGAGAGUUAUGCCAAUAAAAUUGAGUCAGCUGUACUUAAAGUACUUAAAGCGAAGAAGGCAUUGACCUCAGAUGUUGGUGGAAAUUCGUCGACAACUGAAUUUACAGAAGAUGUCAUUAAAUAUGCUCACUCUUCAAAGGAUCAUGCAGUUGCUCACUAACACAUACUACUACUACUACUACUAUAAUUUGUGUUUAGAUUUGUUUAUGGUAUUUACUUUAGCCCCCUUGUAUAAUAGCUAUUUUGAAUUCAUAUUUAACCGUAAUUUUUUGAGUAGAUAACCACCUUUGCUUUUGUAAUAUUAGUUAUCCUUGCUUCUGUAUCACAAAGUUAUUAAAGGAUGCAUUGCUUAUUGUGACUGUUAAUUCAUACCUGUAAAAGGUUGUCCAAGCGUUUUACUUACUGUAAAUAAAGGAACAGUUGUUUUCUGGGUGUGAUUUUUACCGCCCUAAUCUAGCUCUCUAGCGAUUUGAAGUACGAUUUAAUGCAUAUCUAUGUGACAACAAUUUUCUUCUCUAUCAACCCUGUCACUUUAAAGCCUAUCUCAUAAUUAAUGUCAAUAAAAAGUUUGAGCAUUGUGGAAUAGAUCA